Molecule: messenger RNA, 1423 nt
Organism: Striga asiatica
Lineage: Eukaryota; Viridiplantae; Streptophyta; Magnoliopsida; Lamiales; Orobanchaceae
Source: the annotation of a GenBank genome assembly
AUGCCCGCACAGAAAAUCGAAACCGGCCACAACGACAUCGUCCACGACGUGUCCAUGGACUACUACGGCAAACGCGUGGCCACUGCCUCAUCUGACUCCACCGUAAAGAUAAUCGGCGUGGGCCCCAACAACUCCACCUCCCAGCACUUGGCCACCCUAACGGGCCACACUGGCCCAGUUUGGCAAGUCGCCUGGGCCCACCCCAAGUUCGGCUCUGCCCUCGCCUCCUGCUCGUACGACGGCCGCGUCAUCAUCUGGAAGGAAGGCGCCCAAAACGAGUGGACCCAGUCCCACGUGUUCGACGACCACAAAUCCUCCGUCAACUCCAUCGCGUGGGCCCCACACGAGCUCGGGCUCUGCCUCGCCUGCGGCUCGUCAGACGGCAACAUCUCGGUUCACACGGCCCGGCCCGACGGCGGCUGGGACACCACGCGGAUCGACCAGGCCCACCCUGUCGGAGUGACAGCUGUCACGUGGGCCCCAGCGCUGGGCCCGGGAGCCUUAGUGGGCCCGGGAGGGUCUGAGCCCGUCCAGAAGCUGGCUUCGGGCGGGUGCGACAAUACGGUUAGGGUCUGGAAGCUGUACAAUGGGAACUGGAAGAUGGACUGCUUUCCGGCGCUCCAAAUGCAUGCGGACUGGGUGAGGGAUGUUUCGUGGGCCCCGAACUUGGGCCUGCCUAAGUCGACUAUCGCGAGUGCUUCGCAAGAUGGGUCGGUUGUGAUUUGGACGGUGUUGAAGGAGGGUGACCAGUGGGAGGGGCGGGUGUUGAAGGACUUCAAGGCGCCUGUGUGGAGGGUUUCUUGGUCGUUGACUGGGAAUUUACUGGCGGUGGCCUCAGGGGAGAAGGAUGUCACGCUGUGGAAGGAGGAUGUUGACGGGGAGUGGCAUGAGGUCACCACGGUUGACCAAAUUUGGGUGAAUUUGAUGAAUGUUAUGAGUGUGAAGUUGCUGUUUGGUGUUUACAGUUGCACUUUCUUUGGUGUGCUACUGUUGGAAAAUGGAAUAGGAUUGGAAGCUGCUGCACAGGAGAGUAAAGUUGUUUAUGUUUUGGUUGAUCAGAAGAAGAAUGACCCCCUUUUUUCGCUGCUUCUAACUCGGCAAACUUGGCGAAGCAACUUUUGUGUACGUGAAUUCAAAUUCCUUCGAUGGCUUGGUGAGCAACUGGUAAGGGUGAGGCAUUUAAAUAGCUACUCUGGGAAGUUGGAAUUGGCGAUUGAUUUUGUUCGCAUUCUCUUUGAACUCUUUUAUUUUUUGCUCUUAUUUUUUGCGCAAAAGAUGAAGUUUUCGUAUUUUUCUUUUGCAACCCUUUGUUUGUAAUGAAUGUGUACAAUGGAUAGGUAAUAUAUGUAUGGUUGUAAACGUAGGACUCGAGUUUGAGCCAGUAUUCAACUUCGAGCUCAACUCCUUUAUUAAUAUUAACGAG